This is a messenger RNA of Drosophila innubila, 3546 nucleotides long. RefSeq names its product protein lines (gene lin). The coding region runs from base 327 to 2939 and encodes 870 amino acids. The transcript is spliced from 2 exons. The record is from RefSeq and is a predicted model, not a curated record. NCBI's taxonomy places the organism in Eukaryota, Metazoa, Arthropoda, Insecta, Diptera, Drosophilidae.
UGCCACUGUGCAGCAUAUGAACAACCCAACACUACAAAGAUGGCGACGCGCUCGCUACUUGUUAAUUAAUAGAGCAAGUUGUUUUUUUUUCAGAAAAGUUAUAUGUCCUGAAAUAAAUAAUGUAAACAAAAUAUGCACGACUUGCAACCAAAAAAUGUGCACAACAAAUUCAUAAUGAACUGCGCAAGUGUACGAGCUGCUUUGAAAACAAAAACCCAGAGUGAAGUGAAACUAACACAAACAUUACAAAAGCAAAGCGAACAACGAUCCAGGCAGUAAAUACUAUAGACGACGUCGGGUACGUCAGCUACAAACAGAAACUCAACAUGGACACAACUGGCGGUGGAAGUAGUGCCUCCAGCAGCAGCAGUAGCAGCAGCAGCAGUAGCAACAAUGGCAGCUGCCCUUGCUCCGUGGCCAGCAGUGAUGUUUCCACUGCCACUGGAAUUCAUCACAACGAGCAGCCGCAGACAAAGAGGCAAAAAAUAGAUAAACAAAUACGUUUGGUGGGUGCUAAGUCACCGCCAGACAUACUGGAUGCAACCGAUGCUAUGGAUGCCAAUGGCAACAAUAAGAAUCAUCAUUUGUGCUCAUCACUGUCCUCCUCGUGCUCCACACAUUCGCUGUCCAGCAGCACAAACAUCUCGCCCACCACGACGCCAUGCAAUUCGCGUGCCGCUUCAUAUGCGCAGCUCCUGGGCGGUGUACAAAAUUUAGUCAACAAUAUCUUGCCACAAAAUAGCGAAGGUGUCACCCAUGCCAAGGACGAGGUUGACCGGGCGGCGCAGCUAUCCGAAUUGUUGAUUGCCACGAAUAGUAGCAGCAGCACUGCGGCCACUGUAUCCUCCACUGUAUCGUCGACAAAAACGAUAACAGCCAUCGAUGAUAUGCUGGAGUUCGAGCAAUCGUUAACCCGCCAGUGCUUGUGUGGUGUGUCGGAGCGUACACUGAGGAAACCCUUUCAAUCCCACUACUCCCACGACUCGAAUGGACAAAAGAGGAUCGCCUAUCUGCGGGAAUGGCCAACCAAUAAACUGUUGCAAUUCCUAUCCAAUCUGCAGCUGCUCUUUGACAUCUAUUUGAAGCAGAAUGCCAAGGGAUUCAUUUGUACACGCAUCAUGGACGUGUGCGAUGCAUUGAUACGGAACGAUCAUAAACUGAUUGAUGAGAUUAUUGUAUUGGCUGGCUAUAACAAUUCCUAUGUGCAAUUUCUGGCGGGACGUGUGCUAGCCGCAUUUCUGGUUAUUGCCAAGCAGGAGCUCAACGAUGAGUGGCUGCAAAAGAUUGUGGAUCAGCUUUUUAACUAUGAGCACUUGGACAAGGCUGCAGUACAGAAAAUACACUUUAGCUUAGAUAUAAUUAAACGUAUUGUUGAGUGGAAAGAUGUGGAAUUGCAUCCCCUAGACGAUGAUUAUUCAGCAGCAACCUCUGUAUCUGGAUCUGGACCUGCAUCAGUGGCGCCAUUAACAGCGGAUGCUUCAGUCAGCUAUAUGCAUUUCCCUGUGCAGGAUCAACCGCUGGCAAACAACUACUUUGCACUGCAAUUCCGGGAUACAACGAGAGAUUUGGAUACGUCGGCAGAUGCGGACGACAGGCAGCAAUUUAACGAUAUGAACGAUCUAUAUGAUAGCAACAGUCCAAAUGCCAGCAAUACACCCGCUAAUUAUAUACCACCAAAUGGAUGUCAUGUCGUUGCCCUUACCGAUUCCGAAAGCUUUGAUACAACGCAUCUGAAAUGUGUUACCAUUCAAAAGCUCGAGCACAAAUGGCCAACGCUGGUGAAGAACAUGUCAGAGUUAAUGGCGCCAAAUCAUCAGGAUGCUGCCGAGCAUUGUGUUCUUAACUUUUUGCAGCUGUGGGAGAACAUCAUAUCGGUCAAGGCGAAUCUAUCGAUCGAUGAGACACGUCCGUUUUACGCACAGCUGGACAAAUUUGAGCUGUUGCUCAACCAGAAUCUGUCAUGUACGGUUUAUAAGCAGAUGCUAUGCCUGUUCAAUGAGGCACUCUGCUAUGGAUCCACGCUAGCGCUGCAGGACAUGCUGCCGGAGGAGACGUGCAAGCUGGCGCAUCAGAUUGUCUGCCAUGUGCGUAAUCCACGUAUACUCGAAUCCUUGCCACGUCGCCAGCCCGAAAACAUAGUUGGCCUAAUUGGUUAUAAUGGGGCGACUGUUAAUUAUGCAAACGGAUCGCUGCGCACAUCGAUUCAGGCACAGGAAGAUGCUGCGAGCGGUGGAGGAGCAUUAGACCUCGUCGAAAUGGACAAGACUUUGUUGCAAAAAAUGGUGCUGUUGGUGCUGAAGUCGAUAGCAGUUACCGUCAAGGAGAUACGCAGUGAUUCAUCAGAUUCAUCAAUUGACUCGACUGAUUAUGAUGCGUUCCAGGAUAUAUUGGUUAUCGAGCUAUCCAUACGAGAUGUCCUUAGUAAAUUGGAAACGUUCAUUAAACAAACGCUGCAAUUUCAUCCGGAAUGUCAUUUUAGUAAAAUAUUAAUCCAUCUGUUUGAUGAUCAGGAUGAUCACUUAAUUGAAGCGAUGGUCUGCACAUUGGACGUCACGUCGGGCAUUUCAUUUCGGAACAAUGCAUUUCCCGAGCUUGUCUCAAUGCUAAAUCCUGUAUAUACAUUCCUUGAAUUUCUGAAAAUGACAUCGAAUAGCUCGGAUCUACUGCUAGACCUGCUGGUUAGCAAUGAGACCUGCUUCCUGCUCUAUUUGCUGAGACUACUCAAAUACAUUCGGAUGAACUGGACGAUGUUUGUCCACAGUUGUCACACCUUUGGCAUGGGCAAUGCCAUGCUGGACGAAGCUAUGGGCGUGCUCAUCCGUCUUCGUUUUCAAAUAUCCCGACUGGUGUCGCGACAAUUGUAUCCAUACGACAUCUCGCCGGUUCUACGUUUAUUGGAAAGUUGCGAGAGCCUCUAUGAGGGAAAUGAGCUUAGUUAAAGUUAAAAGUUAUAUACUUACAUACAUAUAUGGUAACCACAAGCCUUAUACAAUUAAAAUACGUAAUUUAUUUUUGUAUUAAAUUGAAUAGAAGAAAACUAGCACAAAAUUCGAUAAGGUUUUGUAGAUUUGUCACAUAAUUAGUAUAUAUAAAUAUAUAUAUAUAUAUAUAUAAAUUUAUAUAUGCACUGAUACUGAUCAAUUACUCGUACUCCGAACAUGCAUAGACUUUUUGUUUAUCUCAAUUUAUAUUGUAAGACAUUUAACAAUAAUUAAAAGAGCAAAACUUUGAAAUCUUUUUCAAUACCUACAAAGAUGUGAAUGAGGGUGAAUAAUAUAUGCAUAUUUAACAUUAAUAUUAACUAUAACUCUAAUUGUAAUAAUAAUUGUAGUUUUAACUGUAACUGUACAUCACCUGUUUUUGGAAAUUUGAUAUUCAAUUCCAAACAAAACAAAGCGAAACAUUAAUUUAGCCUAAGAUUGUUUUAAAUCUUGCCUUAAGUAGAAUAUUAGCGUAUAGAAAUACUUGUAUGUUCUGGUAAUACGGCUCAUCUGUGCAAUUUAUUAAAUGUGUGUAUAUUAUAACUUAAUAAUUGCAUGGGCGUAG